AAACACGGUACGUUACGUAUAGUUGUCGACUAAUUUCCCCCGAAUACACGAAGUAAGGGGGAAAAAUCGACAUUUCCCCUCUAUUUACGCUUCCGUCCCCUUUGUUCACCUUUAUUUCCGCUUUAUUGGUUGUUUGGGGUUUAUUCUCUUCCCGAUUUUCUCACUAAGAGACGGAAUAUUCCUACCAGACUUUCCUGUUUAUGUCUUUUGAGAAAAAAAUACCGCCAACUGGACGCAAACUCAUAGGUGAAUAUAUUAACAGUUGCAUACCACAUACUUCCAAAUUUAUACAGAGGUUGACUCAACAUGUCAGAUGUUGUUGAGUGUUUUGUUUGCAAAAUUAUUUUUUGUGACCAGGAUGCCUAUUGGAAACAUGUCUACGAGGAAGACUGUCACAAUCCGUGUAGAACUUCAACUGCUAAUUUCAGUAAUGACAAAAAUAACAUCCAAAAAUCUGUUGAAAGCCUGUCUAAAAUAAGCAAUCACUCUGCCCAAUCAUCUACAAAUCAGCCUUCCAAUGUUUUGUUAAAACCAUCCUCAUUUGAUAAAGUGUGUAAUGUUAAGGCGCCACUCAAUAAAAAACCUACUAAUAAGGCUUUUUGCGGUGUUUGUCAAACCUACAUGAGUCCUUUUGAUUUAAUUCGGCAUGAGACCGGUAAAAAGCAUUUGAAAAUGUUAGAAAAAGGAAACCUAUAUGCCCCUAAAUCAGUCGACGGACAUCAAGAUGCCAACCAUUCUACUCUUAAUCAUCAAGGAAAUUAUUUUAAAGAAGAAAAUUAUUGUGACCGUAAUCAUAACCCCCAUAGCAUGACUUAUGAUAUACCGUCGUGUAAGACUUCAUCUUCAGAGGCUCCAGUAAAAUGUGAUGCUGAUUCGCAGUUCAUUCCUAAUGUACGUUCGCUCUUAAAUUUUAAUGAGACAUCCGAGAAUAAUUCAAGCAAAUCAGCUACUAAGUCUAUUUUACGCAGAUUAUGUAUGACGGAAAUUUCAUCACUUCUAAGUCAAAUGAUUGGAGAUAUGUAUAAAAAUACUCAUUUUUAUAGGCAAUUAAAAAUAAAGUGUCGGAACGACCUUAAUUCUAUCUUGUGUCUUGAGGUCCCUAUUCUGCAGAGCACAGUCAGUCAAGAACUCUCAGAAUCAAAUUCUUCCGGACUAAACAGCGUUUAUCAUGAUGAAAAUACGUCGCUCAGUCAGUUACUUUUGUCUUGGGUCAAACAACUCCAUGCACUAGACAACGAUUAG
Molecule: messenger RNA, 1242 nt
Organism: Schistosoma haematobium
Lineage: Eukaryota; Metazoa; Platyhelminthes; Trematoda; Strigeidida; Schistosomatidae
Exons: 2
Coding region: 307-1242 (311 amino acids)
Source: RefSeq, a predicted model, not a curated record